AUCGGUUCGAUUCGAUUUUUGUAAUCCUAAUCUCUAGGUGACCCAACUUGCAAGUCAGGUUCAUAAAACUUUGAUUUGGUAAUAAGAAAAGGGAAAACAGGGGGAAAAGUUGAACAAUGAGCACUGAAGAAGAUGUCGCACGGCGUAGAACUGCGAUUGCCGAUUACCGGAAAAAGCUACUCCAGCACAAAGAAUUUGAGUCUAGAGUACGCACUGUAAGGGAAAACUUGAGAUCUGCAAAGAAAGAGUUUAACAAGACUGAGGAUGAUUUAAAAUCUCUUCAAAGUGUUGGUCAGAUCAUUGGAGAAGUUCUCCGCUCUCUUGACAAUGAACGCUUGAUUGUUAAAGCAAGCAGUGGACCUCGGUAUGUGGUUGGUUGCCGCAGCAAGGUGGAUAAGGAAAAACUAGUUCAAGGAACUAGAGUUGUUCUUGAUAUGACAACACUCACAAUUAUGCGUGCUCUUCCACGCGAGGUAGAUCCAGUUGUUUAUAAUAUGCUGCAUGAAGAUCCUGGUAAUGUCAGCUAUUCAGCUGUGGGUGGUCUAUCUGAUCAAAUUAGAGAAUUGAGGGAAUCUAUUGAGCUACCACUUAUGAACCCUGAGCUUUUCAUAAGAGUGGGGAUUAAACCUCCCAAGGGUGUCCUUUUAUAUGGACCUCCUGGUACUGGAAAGACAUUAUUGGCUAGGGCUAUUGCGAGUAAUAUAGACGCUAACUUUUUGAAGGUAAAUAUUAUUAUCUUUACGACUCAUCCUUUUUGUCUUCUGAAUUUUGUUGAUUGCGAGUGGUUCCCUAGUUCAAUACAUCCUUUUAUUUUUGUGAAGGUUGUUUCAAGUGCCAUUAUUGAUAAGUAUAUUGGAGAAAGUGCUAGGUUGAUAAGGGAAAUGUUUGGAUAUGCACGUGAUCAUCAGCCCUGCAUCAUUUUCAUGGAUGAAAUUGAUGCCAUUGGCGGACGCCGUUUUAGUGAAGGAACAAGCGCCGAUCGUGAAAUUCAGAGAACACUAAUGGAGUUACUGAAUCAGCUCGAUGGGUUUGAUCAGCUUGGGAAGGUUAAAAUGAUAAUGGCAACAAACCGACCUGAUGUUCUUGAUCCUGCACUUCUCCGUCCCGGGAGAUUAGACAGAAAAAUAGAGAUUCCAUUGCCAAAUGAACAGUCGAGAAUGGAAAUUCUUAAGAUUCAUGCUGCUGGAAUCGCAAAGCAUGGAGAGAUCGACUAUGAGGCUGUUGUGAAACUUGCAGAGGGUUUUAAUGGAGCCGAUCUUCGCAAUGUUUGCACGGAAGCUGGAAUGUCAGCAAUUCGUGCAGAACGUGAUUAUGUCAUUCAUGAAGACUUCAUGAAGGCUGUGAGGAAGCUGAACGAGGCAAAGAAACUUGAAUCUAGCGCGCACUAUAAUGCAGAUUUUGGGAAGGAGUAGAAGCGCUUUCUUUUGUUGCCAUGGAAUGUGGGGCAGUGCGUUAUAUUUCUUUCAAAUAUUUAUGAUGCAUUGUUUUCAUUUUAAUCAUGUAGGACAUAUAUCACAGUUUACAAGCCAUGGAUUUUAACUCUUUAAAUUUUUAAAAAUAUUGUACCCCGCGUUCCAUUUGUUUCUAAAUGGCAUAUGCCUAAUUAUCCAUAUUAAUCUACCUGGCAAGCUUAUCAA
Molecule: messenger RNA, 1637 nt
Organism: Mercurialis annua (annual mercury)
Lineage: Eukaryota; Viridiplantae; Streptophyta; Magnoliopsida; Malpighiales; Euphorbiaceae
Product: 26S proteasome regulatory subunit S10B homolog B
Exons: 9
Coding region: 117-1412 (431 amino acids)
Biological process (GO): positive regulation of RNA polymerase II transcription preinitiation complex assembly
Cellular component (GO): cytosolic proteasome complex; proteasome regulatory particle, base subcomplex
Molecular function (GO): ATP binding; ATP hydrolysis activity; proteasome-activating activity
Source: RefSeq, a predicted model, not a curated record